This is a messenger RNA of Neomonachus schauinslandi (Hawaiian monk seal), 1942 nucleotides long. Its product is annotated as cytochrome P450 4V2. Gene Ontology annotation, molecular function: heme binding; monooxygenase activity; iron ion binding. Bases 17 to 1591 code for a protein of 524 amino acids. NCBI's taxonomy places the organism in Eukaryota, Metazoa, Chordata, Mammalia, Carnivora, Phocidae. The transcript has 11 exons. The record is from RefSeq and is a predicted model, not a curated record.
GCAGACCGCUGGCGCGAUGCUGGUGCUGUGGCUGGUGCACUGGGGGCAGAAGCUGCUGAUGUGGGGCGCGCUGAGCGCCAUCUCGGUGGGGGGCGCCACCCUAAUCCUGAACCUCCUGCAGAUGCUGGCGAGCUACGCGCGGAAAUGGCAGCAGAUGAGGCCCGUCCCCACGUUACCCGGCGCCUACCCGUUCGUGGGACACUCGCUGGGGAUGAAGCCGGGCGGGAGAGAAUUUUUUCAGCAGGUCAUUUAUUACAGCGAAGAAUACCGACACCAGCCACUCCUGAAACUCUGGCUUGGGCCCAUACCGGUAAUAGCCAUUUAUAAUGCAGAAAGCGUGGAGGUAAUUUUAACUAGUUCAAGUCAAAUUGACAAAUCCUAUAUGUACAAGUUCCUGGAACCAUGGCUUGGCCUAGGACUUCUUACAAGUACUGGAAACAAAUGGCGAUCUAGGAGAAAAAUGUUAACACCCACUUUCCAUUUUACAAUUCUGGAAGAUUUCUUAGAUAUCAUGAAUAAACAAGCAAAUAUAUUGGUUAAUAAGCUUGAAAAACAUGUUAACCAAGAAGCAUUUAACUGCUUUUUUUACAUCACUCUUUGUACCUUAGAUAUAAUUUGUGAAACAGCUAUGGGGAAGAAUAUUGGUGCUCAGAGUAAUGAUGAUUCCAAAUAUGUCCAUGCAGUUUAUAAAAUGAGUGAUGUGAUACAUCAGAGAAUGAAGAUGCCCUGGCUCUGGCUUGAUUUUUUGUUUCUUAUGCUUAAAGAAGGACGGGAACACAAAAGGAGCCUAGAGAUCCUACAUAAUUUUACCAAUAAGGUCAUCGCUGAACGGGCCAAUGAAAUGAAGAGAGAAGAACCCGGAAGUGUUGACAAGGACUCUUCCCCCUUCAAAACUAAACACAGGGCUUUUCUUGACUUGCUUUUAAAUGUGACUGAUGAUGAAGGGAACAAGCUAAGUCAUGAAGAUAUUCGAGAAGAAGUUGACACCUUCAUGUUUGAGGGCCAUGAUACAACAGCAGCGGCAGUAAACUGGUCCUUAUAUCUAUUGGGUUCUUACCCAGAAGCCCAGAAACGAGUGGACAGUGAACUGGAAGAAGUGUUUGGGAAGUCUGAUCGUCCUGCUUCCUUAGAGGACCUGAAGAAACUCAAAUACUUGGAAUGUGUCAUUAAGGAGAGCCUUCGCCUUUUUCCUUCUGUUCCUUUAUUUGCCCGUAAUCUUACUGAAGAUUGUGAAGUUGGGGGUUACAAAAUUGUGCAAGGCUCUCAAGCCAUCAUCGUUCCCUAUGCACUGCAUAGAGAUCCAAGAUACUUCCCAAAUCCUGAGGAGUUCCAGCCUGAGCGGUUCUUUCCUGAGAAUUUGCAAGGACGCCAUCCAUAUGCAUACGUGCCCUUCUCUGCUGGACCCAGAAACUGUAUAGGUCAAAGAUUUGCCAUAAUGGAAGAAAAGGCCAUUCUUUCCUGCAUCCUGAGGCAUUUUUGGGUAGAAUCCAACCAGAAAAGAGAAGAACUUGGUCUAGCAGGAGAGUUGAUUCUUCGUCCAGCUAAUGGCAUCUGGAUCAAGUUGAAGAGGAGAAAUGCAGAUGAAUCCUAACCAUAUAAUUGGACUGUGCCUUUGUCAUGUAAAAGUUCUUUCUUGAAGGAAAUUGGAUUUAUAAUUUCUAGAUCAGAGUUCAACACUCUUAGUCCCUAGACCUAUUUCUUUCUUGUCCCUGCUUACGUUGCGGUCAAGUCCAACAAAGAGUUUUAUAUUUUCAUCACCACCAUAGAUCUUACCCUUGGUUUUGAUCCCAAAAGUAGAGUUAACUGAUGAUGGCACCCAAAUAAACAUAGAAUAAGUUUUUCAACAGAGGUAGCCACUGACCAACUCAAUUUCAAUUGGCAGAUCCAAAGGAUAUAAUUUAAUUAAAGUUCCAGAAUUUUUUUUAAGGUAUUCUUAUUGACU